AGUAAGGAAGGAGUCGCUUGUGUUGCAAGUGUCGUGUCGGAGUAACUGACUGUGCAGGACUCUAUUUAGUGUCCGCGUGUUGGUGCCAGCUUCAGCCUAGCGCUAUUUUCCUAGUUAUCAAUUAUGCGACGGCUUAGCGCGUUAUUUCGAUUGUGUUCAAGUUUUGAGUUAUCACCUAUCGGUUCAGCGUCUCGACUUCCAAGCUUUCAAGCGAAUAGAUGUACCCAACCACUUCUGUGCUCCGGUGUUAGACCUUGGCCUGUCCACUUCUUCUCUGAUGGAGUUUCGGAGGAUUCCUCAACUAAUUUCAUUCUGCAUUCCAGCAGUGGGUGAUCCGCUUCCCUUGUUUUUGCAACCUGAGAUGCAGAUUCUCUUGAAGCGGUUGACUGGACUCGAUCUGGAGAAAGUCUUUGCUGCCCAGAAAAAUGAGAGGCGACGAAAACCACCCACGUAUUCGUUUAUGACCAAAGCACAAUAUGAGCAACUUUUGGCACAGUAUUUGAAGGAUGGCCAGAAGUUCCUGCAAAUGCCACCUGUGAUGAGAGCCAGGAAGGAAAUCAAUGAAGUGGUUUCUGUGGACCCUGAACUCAAGGGAUAUCUGAAGGGGAAAUUUGUCCUAACAGAUAUUACCUAUGGAAUUUCAGAUCGAAGAAGAAUGAUCAUGGUGCGGGAGCCAGAUGGCACUCUGAGAAAGGCAAGGUGGCAAGAAAGGGAAAGGAUGAACCAAAUCUACUUUCCUAAGCCACACCGAUGGCCUCGCAUGCCAAGGAUGUUUGAAGAUGAAAAUCUCAAGAGACUCUCUCAUUCCAACCUUGUUAAUCAGGCAGCUUUGGAGAAUGAAAAGUACCUUUUCAUCCUGGAUCGUGUAUGCCACCAAUUUGAACCAGAUGAUCCAGACUAUAUUAGAGUGGUGGAAACCACCUAUGAGCAUGUCAAUGCCAAUGGAAAGUUUGAGGUGCUUCAUUCCACACGGCAUUUUGGCCCUUUUGUCUUCUACUUGGCUCGUAUCAAGAGGAUAGAUGACCUCCUCAUCCACUACCUUGAAAUUAGAGAGCUGAGCAAUGCAGUUGAUCUCAUUAAGGUGUACCACAUGAUACAUCCUCAUUGCAUUUCUGUUGCAGCACAGGCUGAUCCACAACAGCCCCUACAGUUCAUUCAGAAAUACAUCACAGAAGCAGCGCUGAAGGCAGGUCAAUUGCAGCUUGCCCUGCAGAGUCUCAUUUCUCAGGAACAGCAUAAUCAAGAGGAAUCUACUGUCUCUUCAUGAUAUUCAAUAAAUUUUCCUUAUGGCAAGUAUAGCAGUAAUUGCUGAAUUGAGUUGAUGGUGCUGAUUUGAGUCAUUUCAAUGAAGUAGUCUUGAUGCA
Molecule: messenger RNA, 1364 nt
Organism: Darwinula stevensoni
Lineage: Eukaryota; Metazoa; Arthropoda; Ostracoda; Podocopida; Darwinulidae
Source: the annotation of a GenBank genome assembly